AUGAGUUUAAAUGUUACAAAUGCGGUCAACAAUCCGACCACAGGCCAAAAAGCCCCUACACAAAUACGUAAUUUCAAAAAUUUGAUCUUACCCAUAAAAUUAUUAUAUAAAAAUUUAUAUAAAUACAAGUCUCAUAGCGAAUUAUUGAAUAUGUUUAAUAGUAAUCUAAUCUCGGCUUUGAAUGCUUAUACCAUGGGUGCUAUACAAAACCAUUUGAAACCUCCAAGUUCGGAAAAUAAAAGUGGUUCAGAAGAUUCGGACUCGGACACAAAUCUUGAAACAUCUACGGAAUCAUCAUUAGAAGCCAUUUAUCUGACCCAUCUGAUUCAAGAAUUUGAACAAAAGAAGAUCGAUGAUGAGGAAACCAUUCCAAAAGUGAAAAAAUUGUUGAAAGAGAAGAAUACCGCCGAAAAGUUGCAAGAGAUCUUUAAUCUGGAAAAGCUAGAGCAGCUCAAAGGAGAAUUCCGAUGUACAUUUUUACGUUCCAUAAUGCUGCAGGGAAUUAUGUUUCUAACGGAGAAUCACAUUUGUUUUCAUGCAUAUUUUCCGAGAGAACAGGGUUCGGAUAACUUAUUUUUCAAACACCGUUUCUUUUUUGAUGUCAAGGAUGUUGUACUAAUGGACGGAAAUCUUUGGAAAAGAUCCGCUUACGGAAAAUAUGAUCGAUACUAUUUUUCCCUUCAAAAUGAUAUUCUUACGUAUUAUGAGGAUCCCAUGGAUUUAUAUUGUCCAGUGGAGAUAAUAGAUCUCAAAUACGCGUUGCGGGUAGAAAAAAGCACAUCCAACAAGAAAAGAUUUAAGCUCGUCGUCCCUCAUCAAACUUAUAAAUUUAUGGCAGAUUAUGAACAAUCAAUGAAAGAAUGGGUCACUCAAUUAGAGAGGUCCAUAGUGAGGGCGAAUAAUGAUGGAGAUAACGUGAAGGUUGUAAUACCGAUAGACAGUGUUGAAAGUAUUGUAGAUAAUUUGUCGAUGAAUUUUCCAAAUACGAUUCAAAUUAAUUCACGGGACCCUGAUGAUCCAUCAAGUUACGAGGAGUAUUUCUUUGUCUUCUCCUCGGAUAGUCAAACCUUAUUUAAGAACCUCAAUGAACUUUGGAAGUCACACGAGUCACUCGUUCCACCGAAAUCAAACCCAUCGUUGCCGAAUUCUCCAACAAUGUCAACGCGUUUAAUGGAUUCGCUGAAAAAAUCCAUCUCAAUUCACGGACGCUCAAAAAAUUAUGACGAGACAUCACCAAACACUCAUAGAUCGUUAUCAAGGUCUCCAAAACCAUCAGAUUUGACAUUAGAACCAUUUUCACGACGCGUUUCAGUGUUUUUCAAGAAUCCCGCAAAGUACAUUAGCACCUUUGAUGAAAAUCCUUCUGAAGAGACGAAUGAACAUUUCAGACAUUAUUUCGCGUUGAAAAAUGAAAAACUCGAUGCUGUAUUUUAUGGAUAUUAUCUUCGAAUGAUUCCGUUGUACGGGAAAUUUUUUAUCUCGGAAAAUUACGUUUGCUUCAAAUCAAGGGUUUUGGGGGUGAACACAAAUAUCAUGUUGCCAAUAUUGGACGUUCAUUUCUUCAAAAAACAAAAGGCAACAAUGUUGGGAUACUACGGCUUGGAAAUAUUAACGAAGGCACAGCAGGAUAUGUUUUUCGAAUUCGGUUUCAUGGAAAUUCGAGACCGAUUUGUAGAAAUCCUAGAGUAUAGGAUUAAUAUUCUUCAAAAUAGAAACAAGAGAUCAUCUAGCGAUGGUCAGGCUUUAAUUCAGCAAGCCAUAAUAAAGGAUCAAUUAUUACUUGCCAAUGUCUUUCCGAUUUCACCGACAGCAUCUAAUUUUAGCGACAAUGUUUUGAGUAAACCGAUGCAUAUUACGUGUCUGACUAUCGGUUCUCGUGGUGACGUUCAGCCAUACAUCGCAUUGGCAAAGGGAUUAAUAAAACAAGGUCACAAAGUGAGAAUUGCUACUCACGAAGAAUAUAAGGAUUGGGUUGAAAGCCACGGCAUCGAAUUCGGAUAUGUAGGUGGAAAUCCAGCGGAAUUAAUGAGAAUAUGCGUAGAAAAUGGAAUGUUUACCUUUGGAUUCUUCAAGGAGGGAAUGUCGAAUUUUCGUGUUUGGCUAGAUGAUUUGUUGGAAACUUCGUGGAAAGCUUGCCAGAAUACCGAUUUGAUCAUCGAAUCACCUAGUGCUAUGUCGGGUAUUCAUAUUGCUGAAGCUUUAGGCAUCCCGUAUUUUCGUGCAUUUACGAUGCCAUGGACAAGAACGCGCGCAUAUCCUCACGCAUUCGCCGUGCCCGAUCAUGAUUUGAAGGCGCCCUAUAAUUAUUCUUCCUAUGUCCUCAUUGAGAAUGCGUUUUGGCUGGCGAUCGCGCCUCAAGUCAAUCGGUGGCGAAAGCACACGCUCAAGUUACGGAACACCAGCAUGGAGAAGAUGGACCCAUCCACCGUACCGUUUCUUUAUAACUUCAGCAAGUGUAUCGUCCCGAAAGCAAAUGAUUGGGCUGAUUGGGUUACUGUUACAGGUUAUUGGUUUUUAGAUAACCCGGAUAUUGGUUGGGAAGCACCUAAGGGUCUAUUAGAAUUUAUUGACAAGAACCGGAAAGAUGGAAGGAAAGUGGUGUACAUCGGUUUCGGUUCAAUAGUCGUGGACGAUCCAAAAGAAUUGACAAAGACUAUUGUUAAUGCUGUGGUGAUAAGUGGCGUGGCUGCGAUCUUGUCAAAAGGUUGGAGUGAUCGGCUACAAGUCAAAAACGAGGACGAGAUUGAGGAACCAUUGCCCUCGUGUAUCUAUCCGAUGAAAUCGGUGCCGCAUGAUUGGCUGUUCCCGAGGGUCGACGCGGUGGUUCAUCACGGUGGCGCGGGGACGACAGCGGCUGGACUUCGCGCGGGAGUUCCGACCAUAAUAAAACCAUUUUUUGGCGACCAGUUUUUCUGGGGUGAUCGGAUUGAAAACAUGGAAAUCGGAUUUUCCAUUAAGAAACUAACCGUAGAUAAAUUAUCCGAUUACCUUAAGCGUGUUGUCACGGAUCAAAAAAUAAUUGAAAAGGCAAAGUUGGUUGGCGAAAACAUCAGGAAGGAGGACGGAGUCGAAAAUGCAAUCCAAGCAAUCUAUAAACACCUUGAGCACGCCAAACAGAGAAUAAAAUUGCAGAAGGAACGAACGGCCGGUGGCAACUCGAUGAGUUUGGGUAGUGUGAUACCUGAUGAUCUAAAGGUGGAUGUGAUAAAUAAUUUAAAAUCGAUUUCGUUAUGGAAGUCGCCAAAAAGUGAUAAUAGUGAGAAUGAAGGCGAUGUAUUGGUAGGACGUUCUGUCGAUGGGAACAAUGAUGAAACCAUAAUAGCCAGUGUUAUUUGA
This is a messenger RNA of Acaulospora morrowiae, 3336 nucleotides long. NCBI's taxonomy places the organism in Eukaryota, Fungi, Glomeromycota, Glomeromycetes, Diversisporales, Acaulosporaceae. The record is from the annotation of a GenBank genome assembly.